CCCGGAGAUAUGACGCGUGAUCAAGCCUCCUUUAUUUAGGCCUUGGUCACUUGGAAUUUCCGCUCGCUAACUAGCUAGCUUAGCAGGCGAUGCUUCCUGCGGUAGACACUGCUGUGCCUGGUUCGCAAAUAAAAACAAAAGUUUGUACCGAACCUGGCUGUGUAAAGACUGCAUUAAAUGUAUUUUUGUGAUGUUUCUUUUGACCUCAUAAUGUUGGUAAAGGCACAUGUAGAAAGGAUCUUUACAUAGAUAUGAGUCUAAGUUAUUUUGUGUAGCGAACGUUAGCUAACUCAGCUAACCUGGCUGAAGUGAAGUGUAGCAGGUUAGCUGCUAGCAUUCAGCAGAUACAGCAAGCUGGCUGAAACCGAAGUUCACCAAGUCUGAAGUUAGGUCACGAAAGUAUGUCAGACUCAGACAGUGACGAGGACCAAGAUCGCCCUUUCUCUCUAACUGGCUUCCUCUUUGGAAACAUCAACGAAGAUGGACAGCUGGAGGACGACAGUGUUCUGGACAAUGAGUCCAAAAAGCAUUUGGCUGGUUUGGGUACUCUGGGUCUGGGCUCACUCAUCACAGAGAUCACUGCCAAUGAGGAGGGUGAUCAAGAUGAGAGCAGAGACUCUGGUAGUGUUGAUGAAGAUGGUUGGGUGAAAAGCACGGAAGAUGCAGUCGAUUAUUCUGACAUCAAUGAGGUUGCUGAGGAUGAGACAAAGAAGUACCGUCAGGCUAUGGGGUCACUGCAGCCCAGCAGGACAACAGAUGAUGAGGAUGACUAUGAUGCUGACUGCGAGGAUAUUGAUUCUAAGCUCAUGCCUCCUCCGCCACCACCAACUCUUCCUACAGCUGCUAAGAAAGAGGAGCCCUCCUCUCAGGGCACGAAUGUUGGGGAAGAGGGUGACGGCAUCAUCCUGCCCUCUAUCAUCGCGCCAUCCUCUACGGCUGAUAAGGCCGACUUCAGCAGCUCCUCAGACUCUGAGUCAGAAACCGACCGUCCCUGCCAGGGCUCGGGGGCUGGAGGCCCCCCAGAUAGUCUCACCCUCCCUCUUGCUGGCAUCAUGCAGAAAGAUGCUGCCAAAGCGCUGCCAGGUGUCACAGAGCUCUUCCCAGAGUUUAGGCCUGGAAGGGUGCUUCGGUUCUUACGGCUUUUUGGUCCUGGAAAGAACAUGCCAUCAGUUUGGAGGAGUGCCCGCAGGAAGAAGAAGCGAAAGCACCGUGACCCUCAGCCUGGGACGCCUCCUCCGGAAGGAGAGCCCACAGAGCAAAGCCAGGAGAAAAAGUCUGGGUGGCUUUACGAGUAUGCACUCCCUCCACCCCCAGAGCAGUGUCUCUCUGAUGAUGAGAUAACCAUGAUGGCUCCAGUAGAAUCAAAGUUCUCGCAAACUUGUGGUGAUGGGGACAAGGAGGCAGAGUCUCGACCUAAAGUAGCAGAAUGGAGAUACGGUCCAGCCCAGCUCUGGUACGACAUGCUAGGUGUCACUGAGGAUGGAAGCAACUUCAACUACGGCUUCAAGCUAAAAGAAGAGCAGACCGAUGAGCCUCAUCAACAGGACACGCCUGAGGAAAUAACUGAGACUGCACAUGGGUUUCUGAGGCGUGAAGACGACGACAGUGAUGCUAAUGAUGAUGGAGAUAAGGACAGAUCAGCCCUUGAGAAUGAGCUCUUCCUGAUGGUCACUCAACUGAAAUGGGAGGACGAUAUUAUCUGGAAUGGGGAGGACGUAAAACACAAGGGCACAAAGACUCAGCGAGCCAGCCUGGCAGGGUGGCUGCCCUCUAGCAUGACCCGCAAUGCCAAUGCUUAUAAUGCACAGCAGGGUCUGACGAGAAGUAAUUCCCAAUUGGUGCCGCCUACGCCUCCACCCAUGCCCAAACUUUCUUCAAUCUCUGGCUCUAAGCGGGAAAAAAACAGCCACGAUAAUCAAGCCUCUCAUGAAGAAGACUCUCCCUGGUUCUCCAUCUUCCCUAUUGACAGCGAGGAGUUGGUGUAUGGCCGCUGGGAAGAUAACAUCAUCUGGAACGACCAGGAGAUGGAUCACAUGCUCAUGCCACCUGUUCUUACGCUGGAUCCCAAUGAUGAAAAUAUCAUCCUAGAAAUCCCUAAUGAAAAGGAGGACUUGACUUCCCACUCCCCAUCAAAGGAGAACAAGAAGGAAACGGCAAUCAAAAAGAGCCGCAUCCUGCUGGGGAAGACCGGGGUGAUAAAAGAUGAGCCACAGCAGAACAUGUCCCAGCCUGAAAUGAAGGACCCGUGGAACCUCUCCAAUGAUGAGUUCUACUAUCCUAAACAGCAGGGCUUGAGGGGGACGUUCGGUGGCAACAUCAUUCAGCACUCUAUCCCAGCACUGGAGCUGAGGCAGCCCUUCUACCCGACUCACAUGGGGCCCAUGAAGCUGCGCCAGUUUCAUCGACCGACUCUGAAGAAGUACUCAUUUGGAGCUCUGGCUCAGCCGGGUCCCCACGCUGUCCAGCCGCUGCUCAAACACAUUAAGAAGAAGGCCAAGAUGCGAGAGCAGGAGCGGCAGGCAUCAGGAGGAGGAGACAUGUUCUUCAUGCGAACCCCGCAGGACUUGACUGGUAAAGAUGGAGAUCUGAUCCUGGCAGAGUACAGUGAGGAAUACGCCCCUCUCAUCAUGCAAGUUGGCAUGGCCACUAAGAUCAAAAACUACUACAAAAGGAAACCUGGAAAGGAUCCUGGAGCACCGGACUGCAAAUAUGGAGAGACCGUGUACUGCCACACAUCCCCUUUCCUUGGUUCUCUUCAUCCUGGACAGCUGCUCCAGGCAUUUGAAAACAACCUCUUUCGUGCUCCAAUCUACCUGCACAAGAUGCCAGAGACUGAUUUCUUGGUACUACGAACGCGACACGGCCUCUACAUCAGAGAGAUUGUGGACAUAGUUGUAGCUGGUCAGCAGUGUCCCUUGUUUGAGGUUCCAGGGCCCAACUCCAAACGAGCCAACACUCACAUCAGAGACUUCCUACAGGUGUUCAUUUACCGCUUGUUCUGGAAGAGCAAGGACCGGCCCCGGAGAAUCCGCAUGGAGGACAUAAAGAAAGCUUUUCCGUCACACUCGGAGAGCAGCAUCAGGAAACGACUAAAACUCUGUGCUGACUUCAAACGUACAGACAGGAAUCUGAGCAGGAAAAGAGCUAUUUACACCUACUAUGGAUUUAACUCUACAGGGAUGGACUCUAACUGGUGGGUGCUGAAGCCUGACUUCAGAUUGCCUACAGAGGAAGAGAUCAGGGCCAUGGUGUCUCCAGAGCAGUGCUGCGCUUACUAUAGCAUGCUGGUGGCGGAGCAGAGACUAAAGGACGCUGGAUAUGGUGAGAAAUCCUUCUUUGCGCCAGAGGAGGAGAACGAAGAGGACUUUCAAAUGAAGAUUGACGAUGAGGUGCGGACAGCCCCUUGGAACACAACAAGAGCCUUCAUUUCUGCGAUGAAGGGGAAAUGCCUGUUGGAAGUUACAGGCGUGGCCGAUCCCACAGGCUGUGGAGAGGGUUUCUCCUACGUCAAAGUGCCCAACAAGCCCACUCAGCAGAAGGAUGACAAAGAACCACAGCCUGCCAAGAAGACAGUGACGGGGACCGAUGCUGACCUGAGGAGACUCUCGCUGAAGAAUGCCAAGCAGCUGCUGCGCAAGUUUGGUGUUCCAGAGGAAGAGAUCAAGAAGCUCUCACGUUGGGAGGUGAUUGACGUGGUGAGAACCAUGUCCACAGAGCAGGCGCGUUCAGGCGAGGGACCCAUGAGCAAGUUUGCCAGAGGCUCUCGUUUCUCCGUUGCGGAACACCAGGAGCGCUACAAGGAGGAGUGCCAGAGGAUCUUUGACCUGCAGAACAAAGUGUUGGAGUCGACAGAGGUGCUCUCGACAGACACAGACAGCAGCUCAGCAGAGGACAGUGACUUUGAGGAGAUGGGGAAGAACAUUGAGAACAUGCUGCAGAACAAGAAGACCAGCUCCCAGCUGUCCCGCGAGAGGGAGGAGCAGGAGAGGAAGGAGCUGCAGAGGAUGCUGAUGGGCGAGGAGAGCGACCGGGACCACAAGGGACGCAAGGAACGGCGCAAAGGCUUGUCCAGCUCCUUAUCCACCAGCUCCCACAAGGAUGACGACACGUCCUCCGUCACCAGCCUAAACUCCUCGGCCACGGGACGGCGACUCAAGAUCUAUCGCACCUUCAGGGACGAGGACGGCAAGGAAUACGUCCGUUGCGAGACGGUACGCAAGGCUUCCGUCAUCGACGCCUACACCAGGAUCAGAAACACUAAGGAUGAUGAUUUCAUACGAAAGUUUGCCCUCUUCGAUGAGCAGCACAGAGAAGAGAUGAGGAAGGAGCGCCGGCGUAUUCAGGAGCAGCUGAGGAGGCUGAAGAGGAACCAAGAGAAGGACAAGAUCAAGGGACCUCCAGAGAAGAAGGCCAAGAAGGUUAAAGAGAGGCCAGACCUCAAGUUAAAGUGCGGAGCAUGUGGCGCCAUUGGACACAUGAGGACCAACAAGUUCUGCCCGCUGUACUAUCAGACCAACGCCCCGCCUUCUAACCCUGUCGCCAUGACAGAGGAGCAGGAGGAGGAGCUGGAGAAGACCGUCAUCCACAACGACAACGAGGAACUGAUCAAGGUGGAGGGCACCAAGAUCGUGCUGGGCAAACAGCUCAUUGAGAGUGCCGAUGAGGUGCGCAGAAAGUCUUUAGUGCUCAAGUUCCCCAAGCAACAGCUCCCACCAAAGAAGAAGAGACGUGUGGGCAACGCUGUGCACUGUGACUACCUCAAUAAACCACACAAGGCCAUCCACCGCAGACGCACUGACCCCAUGGUUACCUUGUCUUCUGUGCUAGAGAGCAUCAUCAACGACAUGCGGGAUCACCCCAAUACAUAUCCAUUCCACACACCAGUGAAUGCCAAGGUAGUGAAGGACUACUAUAAGAUCAUCACGCGGCCCAUGGACCUGCAGACGCUGAGGGAGAAUGUACGUAAGCGAAUGUACCCAUCAAGGGAGGAGUACCGUGAAGCAGUGGAAGUUAUCGUCAAAAACAGCGCCACCUACAACGGGGCAAAACAUCCAAUCACACAGGUAGCACAGUCCAUGCUGGACCUGUGCGACGCUAAACUGAAAGAGAAGGAGGACAGGCUAGUGAGGCUGGAGAAAGCCAUCAACCCCUUGCUGGAUGACGAUGAUCAGGUGGCCUUCUCCUUCAUCCUGGACAACAUUGUGACCCAGAAAAUGAUGGUGGUUCCCGAUUCAUGGCCGUUUCACCAUCCUGUCAACAAAAAGUUUGUGCCCGAUUAUUACAAGGUGAUCGUAAGCCCCAUGGAUCUGGAGAGCAUCCGCAAGUAUAUCUCCAAACACAAAUACCAGAACCGAGAUGCGUUCCUUUCAGACGUCAGUCUCAUCCACGCCAACAGUAUCAAGUACAAUGGCCCAGACAGUCCUUACACCAAGACAGCCCUGGAUAUCGUCAAUGUGUGCAAGCAAACGUUGGCAGAGUACGACGAGCACUUGACCCAGCUGGAGAAGGACAUCUCUACUGCUAAAGAGGCCGCUCUGGAUGCAGCAGACUUGGAAUGUCUGGACCCAAUGACGCCCGGGCCGUACACACCGCAGCCUGCUGAUCUGUUUGACAGCGGGGCUUCAGGGAGUCUGCCCAGAGAGACCAGCAGCCUUUUCUCUGAGGGACCUCUAGUGGUUGCUCCAGAGAAGAGAGGGGGGCAGGGUCGCCACGGCAGAAGACCCGGGGAGGAAGAGUCAGAUGUGGACAUUGAAGGCUUUGAGGAGGACGAUGAUGGCAAACCCAAAACUCCUGCUCCUGCAGAGGACGCAGACGGAGACCUAGAGGACGACGAUGAUGACGAGGACAUGUUGCUGCCGCCUCGCAGACAAAUGCACGACCAUGAGGAAGAGGAGGAGGAGGAGGAAGAUGACGGGAUGUCUAACCAUCCACCCCAAGCCAGCGUGCUGUACCAGGACCUGCUCAUGUCUGACGGAGAGGACGACGCCAGCGAAGAGGAGGGCGACAACCCUUUCUCCUCCAUACACCUGUCGGAGAGUGGUAGCGACUCUGACAGAGAGUUGGACGUGCGACCUGCACCUCCACGGAGAGCUCAAGAGACGGCCCGCAUGGGCAUGGAGCAGGACGAGAGCAUGAUGUCAUAUGAAGCGGACGGGCCUGAUGAGCCUCACAUGGAAGACAGUAAUGUCAGUUAUGGCAGCUAUGAGGAGACACAGAGCCGGAGUCAGAUGCAGCCCUUGAACAUGGGAAACGGAGAAGACUACGGCAUCAGCGAAGAGGAGGAUGAAGAUGAGGAUAUUGAAGCACAGAGGAGAGGCCCAGCUGUGCUCUCCAAGGUUCAGCUCAGUGAAGACGAGGAGAGCGAAGAAUUCAGAUCUAUAGGGGGAGACAGCGACAUGGACUCUGACAACUAGUUAAAUGACAUUUUUCAUCCGCAGUAUUAAGAAAACACUGUCUAUGAUCACAGUUUUAAAAUGGAGAAGGAAAACAUGUUGUACAUACUUAUUUUGUAAAUGAUAGUUAAUGUUUAUAGCUUCCUGCUCUACUUAGUUCUGUUGUACCUACAGUAUAGGGACAUGCAGCACAUUGUAAAUUUCAGUUUGCCUUUUAUAUGUUCAAUGAAUAUUAUGUACCAUGAUGUAUCUUGUCAUGGAAGUGUGUGUGUGUACAGUUGUUUUGUACCGUUUUAACUCAAUCAUAUCCUGCGCUCACUAAUAGUUCAGCAACUCUGCUUUUUCUAUCCCAGUGCCUGAUUAAAAAAUUUAAUAAACACACUGAAGUUUCAACCUGCA
Molecule: messenger RNA, 6791 nt
Organism: Sebastes umbrosus (honeycomb rockfish)
Lineage: Eukaryota; Metazoa; Chordata; Actinopteri; Perciformes; Sebastidae
Gene: taf1
Product: TAF1 RNA polymerase II, TATA box binding protein (TBP)-associated factor
Exons: 42
Coding region: 402-6413 (2003 amino acids)
Biological process (GO): RNA polymerase II preinitiation complex assembly; DNA-templated transcription initiation; transcription by RNA polymerase II
Cellular component (GO): transcription factor TFIID complex
Molecular function (GO): histone acetyltransferase activity; TBP-class protein binding; DNA binding
Source: RefSeq, a predicted model, not a curated record